Myxocyprinus asiaticus (Chinese sucker) is the source of this 2106-nucleotide messenger RNA. RefSeq names its product protein odr-4 homolog. The record is from RefSeq and is a predicted model, not a curated record. Lineage: Eukaryota; Metazoa; Chordata; Actinopteri; Cypriniformes; Catostomidae. Gene Ontology annotation, biological process: intracellular protein localization. Gene Ontology annotation, cellular component: endomembrane system. The transcript is spliced from 14 exons. Bases 88 to 1455 code for a protein of 455 amino acids.
UUUGAUGCGACGACAUGUCACACGUAUUGGUUCCAGUACUCAUCGGCUGUCUGAAUAAGUGUGCAUGAGCUAAAGUUUAAAGGCGGAAUGGGUAGAAGCUACUUUGUAGAUGAGGUAGUGGAGAAAUAUCUUGGUGGUGUUCAGGCACCUCCUGGAUCAUGUGUCACUGGACUCCUAAUGGGUCAAUCCUACCCUCAGAGAGAUUUUGUGGUGUUGGCUGUGCAGACUCCUCACAGGGAGAGUGAGGGGCAGCCAAAGGCUUUGAGAGGGGGCAGCCCACUGGAUGGCAUUGAUGUGGAGUGGGUGACAGAACAUGCCAGGCAGGUGUCCCGAAUGUUACCAGGAGGUCUCUGUGUUCUUGGCCUGUUUUUGGUAACCCCACCUGAACUCUCUAAAGAUGCCCAGAACACUCUAAAAAGGCUUAUAUUUGCUGUGGAUAAAUACAUAACUAAAGGAAGACUGUGGGAUCUUUUGGAAGAAGAUGUGACUGAUCUAGUCACACUGCACAUUUGCUCCAAAACAAAGAAAGCUGUCUGCAGAACAUUUGAUGUGAAAGAUCCAAAGAGUUCAGCUAAGCCAGCAGAUUGGAAGUAUCAGACGGGUGUCUCAUCAUCCUGGGCAAUGUUGACCUGCUCUGUAGAGCUCAACCUGCAGAUCCCUGUGACAGAAUCCUCCUCGGAUAACACAGACAAGUGCAUGAAGGAUGGUCUUAGGAGAUGGGCUAAACAGAUCGAGGCUGGUCACUGUCUCAUAAAUGGCAGACAGGCAUCAGGUGAUUCUGAUCUAAUCUCAGGACAGAAAAAGAACACAAAGAUUACUCAACAUCAGACACUCCCAGCACGGAUUCUUGUCUCGCACGAACAGCCAGAGGAAGAUCAGAGGUCCAGUGCUGUGGUUCAGAAGUGCUGUGGCUCUGUGAGUGUGAGAGGGGUGGUGCACUGCAGGGCCUACAUCCACAACAACAAACCCAAAGCCAGACACGCAGCACAGGCCAUUAAGAGAGACAUCAUAAAUACGGUUUCCUGCAGAAUGGAGAUGUUUCUGGAAGAUCUUUUAAUAAAUGAGGGGAGCCACAAAGGUCCAUGCAGUUGGCCGCAGGCUCUUCCGCGACGUGUGUUUUCGCCAGUGCCCGGCUCUGGCCUGUCAGUGUGUGACUACAUGUUUCCAGAUGAAAGCACUGCUGAUGUAGCCGAGCGUCUGAAAGAGAUGCUGGACUGGGAACCACUGGAAGAGGACAUAGAUAAUAGUCUGGAGAAAAGUCAAUUGUUUUCUUCUGUUUCUGAAUGGGAGAAAACUGACAGCCGCAGUGAUGAUUCUAUUAAACAUAUGACUUCACAAGUCCAAGUUCAAAAUCCAAAAGGCCAUAAAGCCCACCAAUACUAUGUUGGUAUGGCAGUAGCAGCAGCCAUUGCUCUCCUUGCCACAGCCACAUCCCUGCUGUAUUUUAGUGAAUAACAACGAAAGCUGCAUGUACUGUAUGUAUGAGUGAAUAAGUGAGUGCGUUUGUUUGCACAGCAUAUGAUCAAAUGAUCGUAAAUAUUCUUAUUGAUAUUCAUAUUGAUGUAACAUGAAAUAAUUUACUUUAGUUUGUACUAAAGGUAAUUCAUAAUUCAUGAAAGCUCAUUGUAUUGUCAUUUGAAAUGGCAUAAUGCUGUCAAAAUAGCUAAAAAUUACACAAAGAAAGAAUAAUUGUAAUAACUAACUAGUUACAUGAACUACUAUUUCCACAAUUUGUAUUUUCUUUUUUUUCUAUUUUGAAAGAACACUUACAGAUAACAUGUCUUCACAUGUGCACUCUUAAUAACAGAUCAAAAGAAAAACGUUAAUUAUCAUCCUGUGCAUGUAUUUCUGGAAUAUCAGUGGCUUCCCAAGUAAUGUAUAUUGUCCCUGUGCCAAUUCUCCAUGCCAUUUUCCCCUAAAUCAUUCUAAAACCAGUUUCCUCUGGCUUCAGCAUUAAAGACAUAUAGGAUGCAGUAAAUGGAAUGGAAAAUGGCCAAGGCAUGAAAUAUAACUGUUGGAAGCAUUUUGUGUGUAAUGAUAUACAGUAAAAAUUUAAUAAUGCCCUUCUCUUUCACUUCUAAAGUAAUAAAUGUAUCAAACACAUAA